This is a messenger RNA of Aspergillus costaricaensis CBS 115574, 1322 nucleotides long. Its product is annotated as Rag GTPase GTR1. Gene Ontology annotation, biological process: cellular response to starvation; regulation of autophagy; positive regulation of TOR signaling. The coding region runs from base 192 to 1193 and encodes 333 amino acids. The transcript has 2 exons. Gene Ontology annotation, cellular component: fungal-type vacuole membrane; nucleus; Gtr1-Gtr2 GTPase complex. The record is from RefSeq and is a predicted model, not a curated record. Gene Ontology annotation, molecular function: GTP binding; GTPase activity. NCBI's taxonomy places the organism in Eukaryota, Fungi, Ascomycota, Eurotiomycetes, Eurotiales, Aspergillaceae.
CCCUCGCCCAUUCAUUGCCUGUGGAGAUCGUUACCUCCCUCGACUUGCAGGGUCCUACUGCAUCCCAUGGGCUGGAGGUAUUUAUGCGGAUGCUAAAUCCCACAUCUCUUCACGGUUGCCAUCCAUCUGAACGAUCACCAGCCCCGUAAGUGCGGGGUACGGUUAACGGAUAGCUCCGGGGAACUGCCACAAUGGAUAUGCGCAAGAAGAAGAGAAAGGUCCUCUUGAUGGGCAAAAGUGGAUCUGGAAAAUCGUCGAUGCGCUCAAUCAUCUUCAGCAAUUAUGUUGCGAAAGAUGUCCGACGCCUGGGUGCUACCAUUGAUGUCGAGCACAGCCAUGUCAAGUUCAUGGGGAACCUCACGCUGAACCUCUGGGAUUGCGGAGGACAGGAUGCAUUCAUGGAAACAUAUCUCGCGUCUCAGCGAGGGAACAUCUUCUCCGACGUCGCGGUCCUGAUCUACGUCUUCGACAUUGAAUCCCGCGAGGUCGAGCGCGAUCUUGACACCUACAACGCCAUCAUCAACGCCCUGAAAGAAUACAGUCCCAAUGCCUACGUGUUCUGCCUUGUACAUAAACUGGAUCUCAUCCAAGCCGAGCACCGCCAACGCAUCUACGAAGAACGGUCCGCCUUAAUUCGCAGUCGUUCGGAGCAUUUCAGUAUCGACACCUUUGGCAGUAGUAUUUGGGAUCAAUCGCUCUACAAAGCGUGGGCCGGCAUUGUCCACAAGCUUAUUCCAAACUUGACUGUCAUCGAGCGCUUCCUGCAGGCCUUCUCCAAGCGAAUUGAUGCCGAAGAAGUCAUCCUGUUUGAACGGUCAACCUUCCUCACCGUAACUUCCGUUUCCUCAGAAGUAGGCGACUUGAACCCCAUCUAUGAUCGCCAUGAACGACUCUCCAACAUCAUGAAAGCCUUCAAGCACUGUGCGGCGCGGAACACUCACACAACCCCUGCAUCUGCCGGGUUCGUUGUCAUGCACACGAAGACUCCGCAAUUCAACGUCUUUCUCGGCCGCUUCACGGACAAUACAUACAUUUUUCUGGUUGUACCGCCGGGCGAGGCAGCCUACAAUUGCGCCGUCCUAAACACCAUGCUAGCUCGAGAGGGCUUCUCCAAAGCCGCCGCAACCGGUCACGGGGACGGAUUCCCCCUCCCUGCGGCCGAAUCCCCGGACAACAGCAACGGGACCCAUUGAUUUGACUCCUCGACCGGCCGCCACCGGCCAUUAUUCAAAUCAGCCAAGCACUCCACCAAAUAUGAAAGGGAAAACGGACCCGUACGCCUUAUGACGAAAAAGAAACGCAAAACAGCAUCUCACUUCGCU